Molecule: messenger RNA, 3184 nt
Organism: Oreochromis aureus
Lineage: Eukaryota; Metazoa; Chordata; Actinopteri; Cichliformes; Cichlidae
Product: rho GTPase-activating protein 12-like
Exons: 18
Coding region: 1-2001 (666 amino acids)
Biological process (GO): regulation of GTPase activity; signal transduction
Cellular component (GO): cytoplasm
Molecular function (GO): protein binding
Source: RefSeq, a predicted model, not a curated record
AUGGAGUGUGGGGGUGAGACUGUGUCUUCUGGCCAGGGCCGCCCCGAGUCACCCAUCUACAGCAACCUCCAGGAACUGAAGAUAACCCAGUCUACCCAGCCCCCUCUGCCCUCUGGCUCCCCGCUCCAUGUGGUUGGAGACUGGGAGACCCAUAAGGACCAGAAUGGUAGACACUUCUACUACAAUCGCUCCACCCAGGAGAGGACCUGGAAGCCGCCUCGAACCAGGGACAAUAGCACCAGGAACGCGCAGGGAGAGAGCCACAGCACCGGAGAGAGCUCAGAGACCACCCCUCUCUCGCUCUCGCCGUCUUUCCUCCCCUUUCUCUCGCUUUCUAUUGGUCGACUGCAGCCUCUGUCAUCGGAGGACACCUGCUUCAGUACCUACUCUAGCCAGUCAGACAGCCAGUAUGGCUCGCCGCCACGCGGUUGGUCGGAGGAGAUGGACGAGUACGGCCACACGCUGUACGUCAGCGACUAUACUAACGAGAAGUGGUUAAAGCACGUUGAUGACCAGGGAAGACCUUAUUACUACAGUGCAGACGGCUCCAGGUCAGAAUGGGAGCUGCCAAAGUACAACCACUCCCCUCCCCAACCCUCUGGGGAUGCUCCAAAGACCCGCAGUCUAGACAGAAGAAACGUGGAGCCCAUCGUCCUGACCAAGUGGAGACAUAGCGCCUACGUCCAGGACCCAGCCGACAAGCGGCUGUUAAAAACCAGGCGUUUCCGAUCAGGCUCUGCACGCCCACAUCCAUACAAACACCAAGACGCUCCUUUGGGUCUCAAGCCCCCCUCUCCUGACUCUGACUCCUGCCCUUCGUCUCCCAAGCCCCCUGCCUCUCCAUCUGAAAAAUGUGGAGUUCUGAAUGUGACAAAGAUCACUGAAAAUGGCAAGAAAGUGCGAAAGAACUGGACUUCUUCCUGGACCGUCCUCCAAGGUUCAACGCUCCUGUUUGCCAAAGGACAGGGAGGUGGAACUAGCUGGUUUGGAGGCGGUCAGUCGAAACCAGAGUUCACAGUGGAUCUGAAGGGCGGCUCAGUGGACUGGGCUUCCAAAGACAAGUCCAGCAAGAAGCACGUUAUAGAGCUGAAGACUCGUCAGGGCACAGACCUGCUGAUCCAGUCAGAAAACGACAGCAUCGCCAACGAAUGGUUCAAGGCGCUGCAGGACACCAUCAGCAACCAUGCCAGUGAGUCUGAUGACCCCAUAGAGGCGGACAUGCCCGAGUCGCCUGGUGCAGAGAAACAUGACAAAGAGAAAGACCGCAGAGACUCCAAGAAAGUCAAAGCCAUGAAGCCCUCAACCAGCAUGGACUCCUCCGAGCACAAGAAGACCAGGAGCAAGCUGAAGAAGCUCCUGACCGGCCGUCCCACCCUUCAGACCGUCAAGGAUAAGGGAUACAUUAAAGAUCAGGUGUUUGGCUGUGCUCUUUCCAGUUUGUGUCAAAGGGAGAACACCACGGUGCCAAACUUUGUCAAAAUGUGCAUUGACAAUGUGGAGAACAACGGUCUGUCGGUAGACGGGCUCUACAGAGUUAGCGGGAACCUGGCAGUCAUACAGAAACUCCGCUUUGCUGUCAAUCACGAUGAGAAGGUGAAUCUGUCAGACGGGAAGUGGGAGGACAUCCACGUGACCACAGGAGCCCUGAAGAUGUUCUUCAGAGAGCUGCCGGAGCCACUCUUCACCUACAAUCUCUUCCACGACUUUGUCAGCGCCAUCAAAAUAUCUGACCACAAGCAUCGAGUUCAAUCGAUCAAAGAGCUGGUCAGACAGCUGCCCAAACCCAACCACGACACCAUGCAGGCUCUCUUCAAACACCUCAGGAAAGUGAUUGACUACGGCGAGGAGAACCGUAUGACGACCCAGAGCGUCGCCAUCGUAUUCGGCCCCACGCUGCUGCGGCCUGAAACGGAGACGUGGAACAUGGCGGUCCACAUGGUCUAUCAGAACCAGAUUGUAGAGCUUAUACUGCUAGAGUACGAGAGCAUUUUUGGCAGGUAGAUGCCACAGGAUGAGCUUCUUUGUUUUUUUCUUUUCCUCUCCCAGUGCAGAGCUCUUCCUAACCCAGCGUGGCAGGCCCGGCUCGGGUCGACCCGGCCCAGCCUCACCCUGCCUUGGUCUGGGCCAGCUUAUCUUGAACUCUCACCAACCUGGCUUCUCUGGUCGCUGACUUCUCCGAUCUUCAAAAUCUUAGACCAACAAAGCCAACCGAAAAUAUACGAUGAAAACAUCCAUAACUAUCGACCAAAAAGUUUGGACUCUUUGCACUUUUCAGUCUCGUUUUCUCCCGCAGCUGUAUUUGUGCCACUUUACUGCAAAGGUGGCGUCCUUCUGUCUUACCACUGGAUUCCUAAAACUAUUAUUACUUACUGGGCCAAGCAAGCCUGAACUACUGAACAGACUGACUGAGGCCAAAGGAGCAGCAGCAGGUCCAGUAGGCUGUAUUUACAGAUGAGGCAGCAGUAUUGGGGGUUUAUGAUGCUGGAUGCAGCUUGUAUGUACCGUACUGUACUGUAAAUCUCAUUACCUGUAUAGUCACUCCUGUAUGAACCACACUGAGGAACCAACAGAAGGAAACCAAACUGUGGACUCUUUACCCUCAGACGUAAAAGGUGAAACAUGCUGACGCUGGAACAAGAAGAGGAGGGAAGAACGUUUGUUGUUGUUGUUGUUUUUUUUAUUUUGUUUGUUUAGUUUUUCUUUUUUUUUACAUUGGGAACGAUCCACUUAAACUAAAUCUCUUUGAAUCUGCUUCUCUGUAUUUUCUUGCUGAAGAACAGGACCAAGGUCCUCUGAACACAUAAGAGGUUAUCGCCUCCGGUAUUGCAUCUGCACGCCACCUUCUUAGUUUUUAGAACAAAUCAUCUAACAGUGGGCAGAACAUCAUCUUGGGGGGGACAAAACAAAUUAACGGUAUUGUACAGUGUUUGUGCAUGUGAAUGGGGAGGGUGGAUGGAUUCAUGAAUGAAUGAAUUAAAUAGCAAUAUAUUGUAAAAAUAGUAAAUAUAAGUAUGCCUGGAGUGUUAAAAAUAUAUAUGAUGCAAGGGAGAAAUCACUAUUGUGUGAUCAUUGUGUAACCAACAGACCUGAGGAAUAAAAUUAUGAACUGGGGAUGUGGAAGUCUACCUUUGAGUCAGUACUGUUGGCGUUGUCUAACUGAAUUAAAGACCUCAAAUAAGAGAUA